CCGUCUUGUUUCCACAACUUCUCCUCACUUGUGGCUCCUUCCAGGGACGGAGCCGAGGAACCGGGAAGGGAGGUCCAAGGCCGCCCUCCUCCUAACUCUGUCUGGGCCUCCUGAGUCGUUGGCGGUGCUGCGGCUCCCUCGGCCCCUCGGUUUUCUUCCCGGCGAAAAGGGAGCCACGAACUUGUGCGUGAGGUGCCUUGCGGUGUCGUGGGCCCGCGCGGGGACUCCUGGCGCAGGGGUCUUGGCUCGCUCGCGUCUGGGCUGGUGACGCGUAGUGGCGGUGGAGCUGUCCAGCAGCAGUGCCCGGAUCACGUCGGGGACACGGUAGGGCGCACGGCGGCAGGACCUGGAAAUCGUGGCCCCGGGCCUGUGGUGGCUCAGCUCGUGCAACCCUCUGUCCUUAAUGCGGAUUGCGUAUCUGGUUUAUGGUGAAACAUUAUAGUAACUUCUGGAGAUACGGAACAGAACAUGAGUUUAGGAAUAUGAAGCAGAGGAGAGAAAAGCCCCGAGAUGCAGAAGAGCAGCAGUACCUGGCAACACAAUGAGCACGGAAGGAGGAAAUUGGAUGAACCUUCGGGAUGCUGAGACAGGGAAGAUACUUUGGCAAGGAACAGAAGACCUGUCCAUCCCUGGAGUGGAACAUGAAGCCCGUGUUCCCAAGAAAAUUCUCAAGUGCAAGGCAGUAUCUCGAGAAUUGAACUUCUCUUCAGCAGAGCAAAUGGAAAAAUUCCGCCUGGAACAAAAAGUUUACUUCAAAGGGCAAUGCCUAGAAGAAUGGUUCUUCGAGUUUGGCUUUGUGAUCCCUAAUUCCACAAACACCUGGCAGUCCCUGAUAGAGGCAGCGCCUGAGUCCCAGAUGAUGCCCGCCAGCGUGCUAACUGGGAAUGUUAUCAUAGAGACAAAGUUUUUUGACGACGAUCUUCUUGUAAGCACAUCCAGAGUGAGACUGUUCUACGUUUGAGAGAAGAAUGUAUGUGCAUUUCAAGAAUUUGGGUUUUGUGGGGGGAAGGAGGAAACUGUUUACUUUUUUCCUCCACACAUUUAUUUUGACAUUUCCACCCCUAAUUCCCUCUACGACAAAACCUAUCUGUGGCCACCAGGGGACCAGCUCUGUGUGGGUAACCAGAUGGCUUUCUUCCCUCAAGCUGCCGUCUUCGUUGACCAGACUUAACUCCCCACCUCAGACCAGGGCAGAGGGCCCGCCUGGACUCUAUCCCAGGGUAAACGCGGGGUAGACACACCGGAGCCAAUGCUCCUCCGUCACCUUCCCUGCCUCCUCCUCGGGCCCUGCAGGAGACAGAGCUUCCUCUGGCCCUUGGCUUUGGAAAAUUCAUGUUCUUGACCCACGUUUAGCCUUUUCCUACCGUUUCUAUUUCAUACAUUCUCAUACAUUUAACUUGUAAAAUAGACUGUGAUAUUAUUAUGUAAUGAAUUGAAACAUAAGAAUUAAAAUAUUCCUACAGUC
Molecule: messenger RNA, 1465 nt
Organism: Artibeus jamaicensis (Jamaican fruit-eating bat)
Lineage: Eukaryota; Metazoa; Chordata; Mammalia; Chiroptera; Phyllostomidae
Gene: PDE6D
Product: phosphodiesterase 6D
Exons: 7
Coding region: 542-961 (139 amino acids)
Biological process (GO): sensory perception of light stimulus
Cellular component (GO): cytoplasm
Source: RefSeq, a predicted model, not a curated record